AUGAUCAAGAAUUCCAGUGUUCAAACACUUGACGUCAGACUAAAUACUUUAAAUAAAAGAAGUGUAGAGGCUCUGGGAGAAAUGUUGCGGGAAAACGACCAUCUACGUGACCUCAACUUAUCCUCCACCGGAAUUGAUCAAUUUGGAUACGAAGCUUUGGCUAGUGCUAUAGCUUUGAAUAAGUCUCUUAUUGAGUUAGAUCUUAGUUUCUUAGACAUUGGCGAUGAUGGUUGCGAAAACUUGAAAGACAUGGUGAAAUCCAAUCCUGCGCUACAAAAACUAAGACUGAGGAGUAACAACAUUACAUGGGUCGGUUGUUGUUCUCUUAUGGAAGGAAUUAGUCGUAACUUAAACCUUACUGAAAUCGACUUGAGUCGCAAUUUCCUGGGAGACAGUGGAGUCGAGGUGUUAAGUCGCUACAUUCCACAAUCGGCUGUGAUUGAAUUAAAUUUGGAAAAUUGUGGUAUUACGUCUGCUGGGUGCCAUAAAUUGGCGGAAAUGAUUUCUGCAAGUAAACAGCUCAAACACGUUGAUUUAAGCGUCAACUUCAUUACUGACGUUGGUGUUUUCAAGCUAGCCAAUGCGUUAGAAAGAAGCUCUGUUCUGAGGACUAUUGGACUUAACAUGUGUGGCAUCACCAAUGAUGGUUUCUCGAAACUUUUGGAUGUGCUAGAGAAAAACACAUCAAUAACAUUACUAAAACUGUGUUAUAAUAGAUUAGGUAGAGAAUUCACUAAUGCUUCCGCAUCUUCAGACAAUCUGAGAUACCGCUUACGUAUUGUAACAUCCUCUAAACCAAAACUCAAAAUACUGCUGUGGGGUAAUGUGUUCGAGGAAUGCUAA
This is a messenger RNA of Lottia gigantea (owl limpet), 843 nucleotides long. RefSeq lists its product as hypothetical. Gene Ontology annotation, molecular function: protein binding. The transcript has a single exon. The coding region runs from base 1 to 843 and encodes 280 amino acids. The record is from RefSeq and is a predicted model, not a curated record. Lineage: Eukaryota; Metazoa; Mollusca; Gastropoda; Lottiidae.